Molecule: messenger RNA, 847 nt
Organism: Anarrhichthys ocellatus (wolf-eel)
Lineage: Eukaryota; Metazoa; Chordata; Actinopteri; Perciformes; Anarhichadidae
Product: transmembrane protein 229B-like
Exons: 2
Coding region: 177-698 (173 amino acids)
Source: RefSeq, a predicted model, not a curated record
AGGCUUUAGCUUCCGGGGUCCAUCACUUGGACCUCAGCCUGUGACAGAGGCAUCGCUGCGAUAACACAGAGCCGCUUAAUGGUUAGCCCAAGAUCCACACACACACACACACACACACACACACACAGGGAAGCAGAGGGAUUAUAAAGGCACAAGGACCCAUAUGCUGCCCGGGGAUGGAGGCGAGAAAGCUAAAUGCGAGAGGAACUCGAGGUGGUAAUGACCAAGGGACUGGCGCUGAUGACGGAGCCCCAGCAGCACCAAGUCGUCCUCUCACUACCGCAGCUCGUCUCUACGUGUAUGCACUGCAUGGCUGCCUCUGUGAGGUGGCCUUCACUGCCGUGUGUGACUGGUGCAGCACCCAGGACAGUAGGCUGGCGGGCCACAGCAGCCUGUGGGCGCUGCCCAUGUACGCCAUCGCCAUCUACCUCAUUGAGGUCCUGAGAGCCCGGCUGCUGGCUCGCCGUCUACCACUACCAGCGCGUCUGGCGGCCUACACCAUGUUCAUCUACCUGUGGGAGUUCAGCUGGGGGGCGGGGCUGAGUUUGCUGGGGGCCUGUCCCUGGGACUACUCAGGUUACAGCUACAACCUGGGAGGACUGGUAACUCUGGAGUACGCUCUGCCCUGGACGGUGGCAGCAUUCAUAGCUGAGCAGCAUGUGAUCGGGAACACUCUGAGGAUAAGACUGCACAACUGAAUGGAUACCAGUCUGGAAAACUGCGCUUCCAAAAGCAACUACAAAGCAUUUAUGGACAUUGUUUUUGACAUAUUGAUUUUUAAAAAGGUUUAAAAAGCAUGUUGCACAUCCCUGAGUUGUGCCAAUAAAUCUAACAAUGUUUUAAUUUC